Molecule: messenger RNA, 1017 nt
Organism: Soboliphyme baturini
Lineage: Eukaryota; Metazoa; Nematoda; Enoplea; Dioctophymatida; Soboliphymatidae
Source: the annotation of a GenBank genome assembly
AUGGGAAAGGAUUAUUAUAAGAUUUUGGGUCUUACAAAGGGGGCUAAUGAAGAUGAUAUUAAGAAGGCUUAUAGGAAGAUGGCCUUAAAAUAUCAUCCAGAUAAGAAUAAGAGUCCCGAUGCUGAGGAGAAGUUUAAAGAGGUGGCAGAAGCGUAUGAUGUUCUUAGUGACCCUAAAAAGCGUGAAAUAUAUGAUCAGUAUGGAGAGGAAGGUCUGAAAGGAGGCGAUAUUGGCGGCGGAGGUCCAAUGGGUGGCUUCCAUUACACGUUUGCCGAGGAUCCCAUGAAGAUGUUUCACCAGUUGUUCGAGGGCCCGAAUGGUUUUGCGAGGUUCUUCGCCGCGGGUCCUGGCAGCGGUACUCGCAUCGUGGUUGGCGGAGACGAGGAAAUGGACUUCGACGAUAUGUUUGGGUUUGGAGGACAUCAUGGUAUGGGCGGCUUUAGUGACAUGGGUCGACCCACACGCAAGGUUGAUCCUCCAGUCGUGUACGAUUUGUACAUCUCACUGGAGGACAUCUAUAAGGGAUGCGUAAAGAAGAUGAAGAUUACGCGCAAAGUGCCAAGCGGUGAAGGCGGUGCCAAGAUGAGAACCGAAGACAAACUGCUAACGGUUACCGUUAAACCGGGUUGGAAGGCCGGUACGAAAGUUACCUUCCCGCGUGAAGGGGAUCACAACGAGAACAGAGUGCCAGCGGACAUCGUCUUUAUUAUCAAGGAUAAGCCUCAUCCAUACUUUCGGCGAGACGGCGCAGAUAUUUACUAUACAGCAAAGAUCUCCCUAAAGGAUGCGCUUUGCGGCGUGAGCCUAAAGAUUCCGACUCUGGAACCUUCAGUGACCGUGCCGAUGAAUAUAUUCGAGGUGAUCAAGCCAAAAGCCGUCAAACGGAUUCCCGGUCAAGGCUUGCCGAUGCCCAAGCAAGCGAACAAGCGUGGCGAUUUGCUGGUCACGUUCGAUAUCAGGUUCCCGGAUACUCUCCCUUCGGCGACAAAGGAGAUUUUGCGAGAUUGUUUGCCUUGA